Messenger RNA from Ictalurus furcatus (blue catfish), 4671 nucleotides. It is a transcript of the gene itgav, whose product is annotated as integrin, alpha V. Gene Ontology annotation, cellular component: external side of plasma membrane; integrin complex. The record is from RefSeq and is a predicted model, not a curated record. The coding region runs from base 353 to 3484 and encodes 1043 amino acids. Lineage: Eukaryota; Metazoa; Chordata; Actinopteri; Siluriformes; Ictaluridae. Gene Ontology annotation, molecular function: integrin binding. Gene Ontology annotation, biological process: cell adhesion mediated by integrin; cell-matrix adhesion; cell-cell adhesion. The transcript is spliced from 30 exons.
CAACAGCGUCUCGGUGUGUGUGUGUGUGUGUGUGUGUGUGUGUGUCUGAGAGCGCCGUCCGGCUGCGACAACUUCACUUCAGCGCGUUAUAAAGCUUUAAUUAGGCCAGGAGAAGGUUUAUAACGGGUUUAUUUCACUAAAGGAGGAGUUAAAUAAUGCGAUAAGAGUUUAACACGAGCUGGAUUUGUGAAGAAUGAAGAAGAACAUGGAUGCGUGUGUUAACUAAACUGAGUUAGAGCAAAACACUUUCUCUACAUUAUACAGCACACACACAGAGAGAGAGAGAGAGAGAGAGAGAGACAGGCGGGCAGACAGACAGACAGACAGACAGACAGAUAGACAGGCAGCUGCGAUGGGGAAACAGCUGAUUUAUUAUCUUUAUUUCACUUUGUCACUUUUCUCCGUUUUUCCUGUGACUCCCUUUAACCUGGAUACCGAGAAGCCCUCGGUUUUCUCCGGACCUCAGGGCAGCUACUUCGGCUUCUCUGUGGAUUUCUUCAGUCCCACUGAUAAACUGCAGAACAUCCUGGUGGGCGCUCCUAAAGCCAACACCUCCUCUUCUUCCUCGGUGAGGGAGCGAGGCGCCGUGUACAGCUGUCCAUGGCAGUCAGGUGGGACGUGUAUGCAGAUAGAGUUCGACAACUCCGAUAACCGUGUGGAGAACGGGCAGCAGAUGGAGUUUAAGUCGAGUCAGUGGUUUGGAGCUACAGUGCGUUCAGACGGAGAACACAUCCUGGCGUGUGCACCGCUGUACCAGUGGAGUACGUACGGCUUUAAGGAACGUGAACCUGUCGGGACGUGUUUUCUGAAGAAAGGCUCCACAGUGGUGGAAUAUUCUCCCUGUCGCUCUGGUUCAGCCACUCCUGAAGGACAGGGCUUUUGCCAGGCAGGCUUCAGCGCUGAUAUCGUGAAGAAUAAGCGUGUGGUGGUUGGAGGUCCGGGGAGUUUUUACUGGCAGGGGCAGCUGAUCUCAGACGAUAUCUCGGAGGUUCUCAGCAGGUUCACUAAAGAAUUAACCACCAAAUACAGCAACCAGAUGGCCACCAAAUCCGCCAGCGCGCAGUACGACGACAGCUACCUCGGUUACUCUGUGGCAGUCGGAGAUUUUAACGACGAUGGUGUGGAUGAUUACGUCACCGGCGUUCCGAGAGGAGAGAAAGCUCUGGGAUACGUGAACAUCUUUAAUGGGAAGAACAUGGCCUCCGCAGUGAACUUCACCGGCCUGCAGAUGGCAGCGUAUUUCGGAAACGCAGUCGCUGCAACAGACAUCAACAAUGACGGGAGGAUGGACCUGUUGGUUGGAGCUCCUCUGUUUAUGGAGCGUGGGUCUGAUGGGAAGCUGCGUGAGGUGGGACAGGUGUACGUUUACCUGUCGAGCGGCGGCUUCUCCUUCCAGCCUCCUCUCAAACUCACCGGCUCUGAGAUCUACUCUCGCUUCGGCAGCUCCGUCUCCAACCUGGGGGACCUGGACCGGGACGGCUUCAACGAUGUGGCGGUGUCGGCUCCGUACGGAGGUUCCUCUCGGCAGGGUUUGGUGUAUAUCUAUAACGGGCGAGCGGGUGGGCCGGACUCUCAGCCCUCUCAGAUCCUGGAAGGAAAGUGGGCGUCGGCCUCACUGCCUCCCAGCUUCGGAUAUGCCAUGCACGGAGCCAUGGACAUCGACCAGAACGGCUACCCCGAUCUGGUGGUGGGCGUGUUUGGAGCUGACAAAGCCAUUCUUUACAGGGCUCGGCCAGUGAUCAGUGUGAACUCCACCCUGGAUAUUACCCCACAGAUCCUGAGUCUGGAGGAUAAACGCUGCGCGCUCCCUGGAACAACCGCCAUGGUGUCAUGUUUCAUGGUGAAAUACUGUCUGAAGGCCAGUGGAAAAGGAGCUCCUUCUAUUCUGAAGUUCCAGGUGGACCUGACUCUGGACCGGCUGAAGCAGAAGGGAGCGAUAAAGCGUGUGUUGUUUCUACACAACCGUCUGUCUCAGUACACCAAAUUCAUGAGCGUCACUAACGGAGGAGUGCAGUCCUGUGAGGAGCUGCAGGCUUAUCUCAUAGAUGAGUCAGAGUUCAGGGAUAAGAUCACUCCCAUCUCCAUCUUCAUGGAGUUCAGUCUGGAUUACGUGAGUGCAGCAGAUAAAACGGGUCUGCAGCCCAUCCUGGACCAGUCCAAACCAGCGAACAUCACCAAACAGGCCCACAUACUGUUGGACUGUGGUGACGAUAAUAUAUGUAAACCAGAUCUGAGACUGGAUGUUGUCAGUGAUCAGAAGCAGAUCUAUAUCGGAGAUGAUAAUCCUCUGACUCUGGAAGUGACGGCAGAGAAUCGUGGUGAGGGAGCGUACGAGGCCGAGCUCAGCAUCAUCAUCCCACCUCAGGCUGACUUCAUACGUGGAGUGAGAAACAGUGAGACGUCAUCACGGCUCUCCUGUGCGUAUAAAAGGGAAAAUCAGACCAGAGUGGUGUGUGAUCUGGGAAACCCCAUGAAAGGAGGAACUAAGAUCGUGGCUGGUUUGCGCUUUAGUGUUCAUCAGUUGUCAGAGCAGGACACAUCAGUGAAGUUCGACCUGCAGAUACUGAGCUCCAAUCAGUAUAACAGCAGCAGUAACCUGGUUACCGUAGUAACGAAGCUGGCUGUGCUCGCUAAAGUGGAGAUUCGAGGUGCAUCUGCCCCAGAGCAGGUGUUCCUGCCCAUCGCUAACUGGCAGCCCAAAGAGAACCCUGUGGUGGAGGACGACAUCGGCCCACUAGUGCAGCACAUCUACGAGUUGAGGAAUAAAGGUCCGAGUGCGUUCUCGAAGGCCAUGCUGGACGUGGAGUGGCCGUAUCGCUACAACAACGGCUCUCUGCUCUACAUCACCAAGUACGAGGUGGACGGAGCCAUGAACUGCAGCACCGACAUCGAGAUCAACCCCCUCAACGUCACGAACCCCAUGUACUGGAAUAAGAACACGACCGUUUCCGGGGGCGACCGGACCGAGGGGCGUGCACGGAGCCACGUUCACCGGCGAGACCUGCAGGACCAGAGGGCUGAGGAAGACAUGCUCACGCUGGACUGUGAGAAGGCUCAGUGCUUGAAGAUUAAGUGUCAGGUUGGCCGCUUGGAGCGAGGUCAGAGUGCAAUCCUCUACAUCUACUCCAGACUGGCUGUGUCCACCUUCCUGCAGGCCGAUGUUCAGAACCACUCGUACGUGGUGAAGUCGUCAGCUGCCUUCAGCGUCAUUGAGAUGCCGUACAAAAACCUGGAUUUUGAGCUGCCAGUUAACAGCACGUCUGCGAGCCUCAGCGUGGUAUGGGUGAACUCUGAGCUGACCCAGCCUGCCCCCAUCUGGGUGGUGGUGGUAGCCGUAUUAGCCGGUCUGCUGCUGCUAGCACUGCUAAUCUUCAUCAUGUACAAGCUGGGCUUCUUUAAGCGAGUACGCCCCCCACAGGAGGAUGGGACAGAGAAGGAGCAGCUCCAGCCUCAGGAGAACGGAGACAAGAGCACUGAGACCUGAUAUACACACACAAAACUCUGUGUGUGUGUGAGAGUGUGUGAGAGUGUGUGUAUGUGUAUGUGAGUGUGAGAGUGUGUAUGUGUGAGUUACUGGCUCUUUCCUUCCUCUACUGCACUGACAUGUUGAACAUUAACACAUGCUGAUUGAGAUUUCUGACAGAGCGAUAGAGUUCACGCGUCACAUAAAUAAUGAGUAUUAAAAUGGAGUAGAGAAUUAAAGAUAAAUACAGAAUAUUCAGUUGUAAAGGAAAGCUAACCUUCUGAUGAUGAUGAUGUAAUGAUUUGUGUUUCUUUUCUGUGUUUUUUAAUGCACCGAAACUGGUAAUUUUGCUUUAUUUUCUUUCUGUGCUUCGAUAUUUCCGAUCAUCACUAGCAUUAGCGGAGUACUGUAUUAAAUCACGCGCAGGGUGGAAGUGUUUUCGGGGCAAGAUGUAGCCUGGGAUUAUGGGAUAAACUCGCUAGGCACUAAAGCUAGUUAGCGUGUCGUGAUGGCGAGUGAACAAAAGUUCCUGAACCGAUUCCGUGUAUGACAAGGCUGUCUACGGAAGCGAUUAUUAUCGUGAACAUUUUAGCUAGUAGCCGUGUUCACCAUGUUAGUUUGAAAAUGUCACACGGAGUCACUGACUGUUACCAUAGCAACGAAGCCCUUCUUUCUGAAACGUUCGCACAGCUUAUAAAAAAAAAGUCUGCCAGUUGUAACUGUUACACAAAGCGAUGAAAACCAUUCAGCAGUAGCACAGACAUGCACUGUUUCUCAAACGGUUGUCACGGUAACGCUCGCUAAUAACGUAAACAAACUGGUUAGCAGCUAAUAAUCAGCAUCGUUUGUUAAAGUUUUGCAAAGCUCAGAAUUCCAACAAGUUGAGCAGAACAUUAAAAUGUCAGAGGAAGGACGUGAAAUGAAAAGUCAAAAUGGCCGACGUACAAAUAAAAUGAUGCUAAAGUGCGACGUGAAGAACGGGGUUGCCUUUUCUGACACGAACCCUCAAUCUGCUGCACUAAACAUGCUGUCUACGUCGGCACCCUACUCCAGAAUGGGGUUUGAACGGUGAAUAUUAUAUUAUUGUGUAUUUUUUAAACUGUUAUGGAACUUUAUUUCCUUUUCUUUCUUUUUUUUUUGCACCAUUUUCUACAAAACAAACAGAUUUGUUUGUCUUUCCAUGACGCAUAUUAGUCAUACAAAAUCAC